Molecule: messenger RNA, 954 nt
Organism: Labeo rohita (rohu)
Lineage: Eukaryota; Metazoa; Chordata; Actinopteri; Cypriniformes; Cyprinidae
Product: microfibril-associated glycoprotein 4-like
Exons: 5
Coding region: 56-790 (244 amino acids)
Biological process (GO): elastic fiber assembly
Source: RefSeq, a predicted model, not a curated record
UAAAGCACUCAGUGACUGAAGAUCCAGUGAUCUGAACAUCUCGGCCUCAGUCAUCAUGACACAAACGAUGACAGUGUUUGUCGCGGCUCUGCUCUCUGUUUUCAUGGCGUCUGUUGUUUGUGGAUUCAAACCCUUCGACUGUUCUGACGUCUAUAAAUUAGGACAAACAGUCAGUGGGAUUUACUCCAUCUAUCCAGCAGGUGAUUCUCCUGUCUGGGUUUACUGUGAGAUGAUCUCAGAUGGGAAAGAUGAAGAUAAAGGACAAUGGACGGUGAUUCAGAGGAGAAUGGACGGCAGUGUGAAUUUCUAUCUGCCGUGGAAUCAGUACAAAAGAGGAUUUGGGAAUGUGGAGGGUGAAUACUGGCUGGGGCUGGAGAACAUGUACCAGCUGACACGUAAGAACAAGUACAUGCUGAGAGUGGAUCUGGAGGACUUUGAUGGCAAUAAAGCUUUCGCUCUGUACUCGUCCUUCUCUGUGGGUCCUGAAGCUGAUGGGUAUCGACUCCAUGUUUCAAGAUUUACUGAUGGAGGAGCUGGCGACUCUUUGUCAUUCCACGAUGGACAGAAGUUCACCACCUUCGACAAGGACCAAGAUUCCUAUGAAAGUAACUGUGCCAGACAGUAUCUCGGGGCAUUUUGGUACAACAACUGUCAUGGUACAAAUCCUAACGGUGUGUAUUUAUGGGGAAAAGAUCCAACCAUUUUUGCCAUCGGAAAUGUUUGGCAAACUUGGAAAGGGUUUAGUGUCGGUAUGAAAUCCAUCUGCAUGAAGAUCAAACGUGUGUCUUAGAAACAUUAGUGUUUUCAGGAACCAAUGUCUGAUAUUGUUUUUGCUAUUUGACAAAUGUGACGGUUUAAGGUUUUACUUUCCUCACUGUAAGGACACCUUUGUUUUUGGUCUUUUGAUUUACUAUUAUAUCAAAAAUUUAAUCGAAUAAACUCUUUCAUGUCAAA